AUGUUGGGCGUUACCUUUCCCCCUCCUAUGCUAACGGGUGAUGUAACCAAGUCUAUUAUUACAGCGAGGCAUCCUUUCAUGCGGUAUGAGUCGCCAAAGGAGCAUCCCUCUUCUCUCCGUCCGUCUUGCGUUUCAUGGCCAGCUCAUUCAAGUAGUCGACGUCGAGCCAAAGAAAGGUCAGUCGAGCUCGUGGUUACCAGAGCAGCCGGGGCAUUUACCAACACUUGGGCCUCCCAACCAUCAUUCGUGGGCCAAGAAGCUUGGGACCAGUAUCCGGAAAUGCCUCCUCGUGAAACGCUCCCAAGUACCAUGUGUGUGUAUCGUUACGUGGUCAUACAGUGCUGUGCUCCGCCAGCCGCAUUCCGCGGACCAAGUCGGAAAAAAUCGUCGUACAAUCGAAAGGAAUUAGGCUAA
Colletotrichum costaricense is the source of this 414-nucleotide messenger RNA. RefSeq lists its product as uncharacterized. Bases 1 to 414 code for a protein of 137 amino acids. Lineage: Eukaryota; Fungi; Ascomycota; Sordariomycetes; Glomerellales; Glomerellaceae. The transcript is spliced from 2 exons. The record is from RefSeq and is a predicted model, not a curated record.